CGUAAAAGAAAUUAUUUCAUUUAAAAAUUUUAUUAUGAGAUUACACGUAAAAAUAUGCAAACGAGUUUCACCAUCAAGCUGGGACGAGGUACACUUUGCUGUUGAUUUCGUAGUGUUCAAGAGUUAAAGAAACUAAAUUUUUUAUUAUGGCACCUCCUCCAUCUGACGAAGAGUAUGAUGCGAGUAAGAGAAAAGAUAAGAGAUCAUCUAAAGGGAAAGAAGUAAAAGGUAAACAGGGUGAAGGGGAAGGAGUAGCUGCUGAAGAGAAAAAGCGACAGAAAUCAAAGAAAGACACUAGGCGCUCUAAAGAGCAGAAAAUGGAAAAGAGUUCCUCUUCUCAAUCUCCUAGAAAAUCAAUUAAAGGACAAGAACAAUUUGAAGGAAAGAGAGAGAAAUCUAGCAAACAGGAAUCAGACAGAAGAGUUGAAGAAAUUAAACCAGCUGAAAGCAAAGUCAUUGAACCAAAAGAGGAAUCAGCCGUUGCCAUGUAUAAAGAAGCAGUAGACAUCUCUUCAGCAUCUCUAAGUUCCAGACAUUUGAUGCUAACUUCUUUUAAAGAAAUACUAGAAUUAACUGAAGAGAAAUUAUCCCUUACCAAAACCUUGUUAAGUUUGAAAGAACAGCAAAGGAAACUAAAAACAGGGUCAAAAGAAGCUAAAACUAAACCUUCAGCAAUUGUAGAAAAAGUUUAUGAAAGUAUAGGAGAAAUGAACGAACUCGCUGAAAAACUAGAAGAUAUUGUCUGUGUCUCUAGUUCACCUUCAGGUAUGAAGAUAAAAAAGAAAUUAGCUGAAGAAGAAACUGAAGGAAUGAUAAUCAAACCUGGUGAAGGUGAAGAACCAAAAGGUUCUUCUUCUUUAUUAAAUUUCUGCGAUUUGAGAUCAAAAUUGCUUAUGAAGAGACUCGAACAUUCAAAAGUAUUAUUAGCAAUCUUAAAUCAAAAGGAACAAAGAAUAAAAUUAGGAGAAAUGGCUGAAUCUGAUGAAUUAGAAAAGGAAAUUAGACAUCUGGAAGAAACAGAAGAAACUUUAAGAGACGAUAUUACUAAGCUUACAAAAGAAAUAGAAAUAGCUGGGCAGGAAAAACGGGAUUUGUCGUCGUCUUUUUCAAGUCACGAAGAGGAAACUGAAGCAGUGGAAGAUACAGAAGAUCUGAAAAAACUUCAGAAUGACUGCAUAAUGAAUAGAUUGGAACUAAUGAAAGUAAUGAUAGAACUAGUAAAGAAAAAAGAGAUGAAAGAAGAAUCUACUGAAUCCAAUGAAGAGGAGAUUAGAAAUAUAAAAGAAAAAGAGCGAAAACUACAAGAAACAGUUGCAAAACUUGAAGACAUGAUACAAAAUAAACUGAAAGAAACGACUACACUUUCUCCAGGCGACAAACCCUUGGCAUCAUCCCCUCCAGCAGAUACUUUAGACUCGAAGAUGGAAGACCAGAAGAAGCAAUCAAUCGAACAGUCUGAUAUGGAAGCACAAAAACCUGUCAAUCGGUUCACCUUUCCUGGAUUUUCAAAGUCACCUAAAGUAUUUAAAGAUGAUAAGUGGGAAGAGGAAAGAGUAAGAAAGCUGAAUGAACUUGCAGAAAUGGAAGAAACCGACUUUGGUGCUUUAACAAAACCCGUAGUCGGGGAGGAAAGGUUAGCAAAAAUGAGGGAAGUUGUAGAAGAAUUUUUUGAGGAAACGACAUUACUUCAAAGAUUUUCUCGGCAUGAAAAUUUGGAAAUAACAGAGCAAAAUAUUGCUAAAUUCACAGGCAAGCAGGAAAUACAGGAAGAAAAAACAAAAAAGGAGGCAGAGUUGCUGGAAGCUGAAUUAGAAAACAUACAAAAGGAUUCUGUUAAAGAAGAGGAAAGUAAAUCAGCCGAAGAGGAGGAAAACUAGAUCAGUUGCGGAGGAGGAAACUAGAUCAGUU
Messenger RNA from Centruroides sculpturatus (bark scorpion), 1908 nucleotides. RefSeq names its product FK506-binding protein 5-like. The coding region runs from base 147 to 1877 and encodes 576 amino acids. Lineage: Eukaryota; Metazoa; Arthropoda; Arachnida; Scorpiones; Buthidae. The record is from RefSeq and is a predicted model, not a curated record. The transcript is spliced from 2 exons.